This is a messenger RNA of Scatophagus argus, 3964 nucleotides long. It is a transcript of the gene nrbp1, whose product is annotated as nuclear receptor binding protein 1. Gene Ontology annotation, biological process: protein phosphorylation; endoplasmic reticulum to Golgi vesicle-mediated transport; intracellular signal transduction. The transcript is spliced from 18 exons. Bases 692 to 2296 code for a protein of 534 amino acids. The record is from RefSeq and is a predicted model, not a curated record. NCBI's taxonomy places the organism in Eukaryota, Metazoa, Chordata, Actinopteri, Scatophagidae. Gene Ontology annotation, molecular function: ATP binding; protein kinase activity. Gene Ontology annotation, cellular component: endomembrane system; cytoplasm.
CGACUGUGACGUUCCGAGCUCGUAGCGCAGUACUGUGUGCAUCUGGAAGUUGUCGCCAUCAUAUCUGGCUAAAUGUUACCCUAGCUCUCAAGUCAGUCAGCCGUUGUGUUCGAGGAUAUAAAGUUACUGAUAUUACUAACCUCUCUCUGCUUCUUCUGAUGAGUUUUUGUGAUCAGUUGUGAUGUUAUUAAUCGGUAAACGCGUCUAGGACUGGUGCAGUAUUGUGUAGUUUACUCACAUUAGCUGUGGCUAAUUUUUUAGAGCAUACAUUAGCUGAACUGGAGUCUUGAGAAGCAGCAAGGGGCGGUGGGCUGCUAAACAGUCGCUAGCUAGCAGCAAACCAGUUAACGCUAGUUAGUUGGCCAGCAAGUAAAACAUUCGUAAACAUUUAACGUUAAUGUGAAUACAGCCACGGCUGUGAGUGUCGUUGCAUACUCGCCGACAGUCUCCGCUGCUGUUUCCUGUGAGGUUGUUAACGUAGCCAAGCCAAGGAGCUAGCAGCGUCACAAAGCUAAGUUAGCUGCAACUCAGCUGGGAUACCAAGAAGAUUUAUAGCUAACAAAGGUGACUGAAUAAACUGGGAUUGGUCUGCGGCGGUUGGAGUCUGUGAAACUGGAGCUGGAAUCGUCAAAUUUCCUGUGUUCAACACGUAUGUCUAUCCAUCAGGCUGUUGGGCCUGACAACUAAGAAGAUGUCUGAGGGAGAGAACAAACAGGCCCCUGACACUGCCCAGGAAGGGAAGUCAGACUCCGUGGCAGCAGCAUCCACAGGUCAAGGAGUGUCAUCUGUCUCCCCCCCUGUGUCCAUGGUGACCCAGCCUCCAGCUACUGCUGCUACAGAGGAUGAGGAAGAGGAGAGUGAGGAUGAGUCAGAGAUUUUGGAGGAAAGCCCGUGUGGACGCUGGCAGAAACGCAGAGAAGAGGUGAAUCAGCGCAACGUCCCUGGGAUCGAUAAUGCUUACUUGGCCAUGGACACUGAGGAAGGAGUGGAGGUGGUGUGGAAUGAGGUCAUGUUCUCAGAAAGGAAGAAUUUCAAACUGCAGGAGGAAAAAGUCAAAGCAGUUUUUGACAAUUUGAUCCAGCUGGAGCAUUUAAAUAUUGUGAAAUUCCACAAGUACUGGGCAGACGUCAAAGAGAACAGAGCGAGGGUCAUUUUCAUCACUGAGUACAUGUCCUCAGGAAGUCUCAAACAGUUUUUGAAAAAGACAAAGAAAAACCACAAGACCAUGAAUGAAAAGGCCUGGAAGCGUUGGUGCACACAAAUCCUGUCUGCACUCAGCUACCUGCACUCCUGUGAACCUCCCAUCAUCCAUGGCAACCUGACCUGCGACACAAUCUUCAUCCAGCAUAAUGGCCUCAUCAAGAUUGGCUCAGUUGCUCCAGACACCAUCAAUAACCAUGUGAAAACCUGUCGGGAAGAGCAAAAGAGCCUUCACUUCUUUGCUCCUGAAUAUGGAGCUGUUGCCAGUGUUACCACAGCUGUGGAUAUUUAUUCCUUUGGAAUGUGCGCCUUAGAGAUGGCCGUGUUGGAAAUCCAGAGUAAUGGAGAUUCGUCUUAUGUGUCCCAAGAAGCCAUAAACAGUGCCAUUCAGUCCCUGGAGGACCCAUUGCAACGCGAAUUUAUCCAGAAGUGUUUGGAGGUGGACCCCAGUAAGCGACCCACAGCUAAGGAGCUGUUGUUUCACCAGGCCUUGUUUGAGGUGCCCUUACUCAAGCUGCUGGCUGCCCACUGCAUCGUCAGCCACCAGCAUAUGAUUCCAGAAAAUGCUUUAGAAGAAAUGACAAAGAACAUGGACCCUAACUUGGUGAUCGUUGAGGCCAAGGACGGAGUUCAGAUGAAGCUCUCUCAGUUUCCUGCACUUGAGUUGGACAAGUUCCUAGAAGAUGUAAGGAAUGGGAUCUACCCUCUGACUGCAUUUGGGAUUCCAUGUCCACAACAGCCUCAGCAGGAGGCGGUCAAGUCGCCCAUAGUGCCCCCCUCUGUGAAAACCCCAACUCCUGAACCUGCAGAGCUUGAGACCAGAAAGGUCCUUCAGAUGCAGUGUAACAUUGAGCCUGUUGAUGAGGGCACCAAGCAUCAUCUGACUCUGCUGUUGAAACUUGAGGAUAAAUUGAACAGACACCUAAGCUGUGAUUUGUUACCAAAUGAGAGUGUGCAGGAGCUGGCUGUGGAGCUUGUUCAGCUGGGAUUCAUCAGUGAGGGCGAUCAGCCACGACUGGCAUCUGUUCUUGAAGAGGCCUUCUCAAAGUUCUACAGCCGGAAUGGUUCUCUCAAUCCGGUGACUGUCUCCUCAUAGCGGAGGACUCACUAGGCCUUCUUUCAGCCCUCCUCGUCCUCUACGACAGGACUAGCUUUUUGCUCCAUGUCUGAGUUGCAGGAAAGCUUUGCGGGGACAGAGGAGGAAGCCUUGGUCUGGUUGCAGAUCCUGCAGUCUGUUCUUGUAUCAUCUGGUGGGAAAAAGCUGCCACUAAGUGGUUGUCUCUUUCUGUCUUUUUUUUUUUUUUUUUUUUAUUUCCUCCCACCCAAUACAGCCAUUUGCUUCUCUUUUAAAAGAGGAAAUCCUAGUCGCAACUUAAAAGAAAAUACAAAUGUUUUCACUUUUUGACUUAUUUCUUUCCUUCAGUUCUGAAUGGUAGAAGUAAGCCACAUAAAACUGGAUAACAGCAGUAUUUUCCUUAAGUCAGUAUUAAAACUGUAUUUUAAACAUUUUUACUUAAAACUGUUGAAUAGUUGUCUGUAUGAAAAAAAAUCUUUGUCCCGGCAUACUGAAGCAUAUGUGUUAUGGUGUUGUCAGGUUAACUCUGGUUGUCUGAUCCUUUAAACUUUCUCUUGAAAGCGGUGAGUGAGGCACCUUUCCUACCUUGUAUCAGUUUUUCGAAGACUCUCAAACACAUCAAGCAAGUAAUGCAACAGAUGCAAUGUCACUUUUACUUCAAAAUUCUGUAAUUUUACAGUGUAGUCAUGAAACAUGCAGCUGCAUCACAGUUUAAAGAGCUGCAGCUGAAAUAUUAAAAAUCAAACUAUUUAUUUGUGUAUCUUUUCUUGAGUGUGUGUGUGUACUAUAAUUCACUUCCAGCACUAAGGUCGGUGGUUGUUUGAAUGUAUGCUCUUAGUUGCUCUCUUUCUUUAAAGCAGGCUGUUAUUUUCCAGGAAAAGGGGGUGUUGUCACUUGAGUGUGGUCCAUUUACUACUGUAGCCUUUGUUUUACAGGUAACACCUUGCAGCACUUAUCAUUUAGGACUGGGUCGAUAAUAAAGUUGUUUUUAGGUUUUAUGCAGGAGGGGUUGGUUAGACUCAUGUGAAGAUGCUUUUGCAAUGAAGCACAUGAUCUGAUGGAUAUCCUUCAUCAGGUUCGGCUAAUGCACGUAUGCUUUUCUGUGUCUAAAUGGAAACAGCUUCAUGCAACGGGUUUGCUUCUGGAGUUCGGUUCUCGUUCUCACAGUGAUAGCGAUGGAUUCGAGUUAUUCAUCAUGCAGAGAAUGCUUUGUCACUGUAGGCCUGUUGAUGUUUAGAUUUUGUGGCUCUGGAUCAUUUCCUCUUGGCUGAGGUAGUCUGUGUGCACACCAGAGCGAAAGCUUGCCCUCCCACGUAGAUAUUCAGUUAUUGGCUCAGACCACCCUUACAUGUUAACUGUUUGGGGAUUUCUCUGCUAGUUUGCACUGCUGUACACUUUUAUGUCCUGUUUGAAAUAGCCUGUGGCCUCUUGCUCCUUCACGCUAACAGAAGGAACUUGGAUGAUUUGAAAAUGGCAUAAUGAAAAAUUUAGUCUGUGAUCCAGUCUUUGUCUACUCUAUGCUGUGACUACCUUCUGACAGGGUGUGUAGAUACUGUGAGAUACAAGAGUGGGACUGCCUGGCAUGCUUGUAACCAUCUUGUACACUGUAUGCUGGACACUGUGCUCUGUUUCUGCAACGCAUUUGCCCUCUUUUUUCACUUCCUGAAAUAAAAAUUUACACUAUCAGCA